Molecule: messenger RNA, 1857 nt
Organism: Closterium sp. Naga37s-1
Lineage: Eukaryota; Viridiplantae; Streptophyta; Zygnematophyceae; Desmidiales; Closteriaceae
Source: the annotation of a GenBank genome assembly
AUGCCUCUCAUGAUGAGCGCCGGCUGCGUGGAGGCCUUGAACGACCACGGGCCGGCCGUGACUCCGCCGCAUGAGCGCCGCGCCGCCGCGUGCAGAGCGGAGCUGCGGGACGCGCUGCAGCAGUGGGCGGCGGAAGCGAGGCGGAGAGAAGCCGAGGCCGACUGGGAGCUGCGGAGCCGCCUUUCUCAGCGCACACGCCACGAAGUUUACAGCCCCGCUGAGAGCACUCCUGAUAACCGCCCUAGUUCCGCCGACAAUUCCUCCGCGCUGCUGUGCUCCGCGGCUUGGCGGCGGGCGGCGCUAGCGCGAGCUGCGGCGAGUGUGUUCGUGGGGAGGGCAGUGAGGCGCAACGUGACGUCGCUGGCGCGGAUAGAAGCGGGCGUGGAUGCUGUGUGCCGCGGGGUGCGCGAGGUAGAAGCCCGGCUGGUCGGCGAGUGCAGCCACCAGGGUAGCGCGGGUGGCGAGGGUGGGAAGGUGCUAGCAGAUGAAGCAGGAGGAGCAACAGGAGCAGGCGCAGGCGCAGGCGCAGGAGAAGGAGAAGGAGCAGGAGCAGGAGGAGGAGCAGGAGAAGGAGAAGCAGCAGCAAAGUGCGGCACGUGGCCUGAGGCGUGCUGGCCUGUGCCACACAUGCCGUUCGCCGAUGCGAUGUCCGUCAGGGCGCGCAAGUUGCUCGUCUUUGCGUACUCGGAGGAGCAGCUGUCCAACACGCGCUCUCACCUCGCAGAGGCCGCCCGGGUGGCGCAAGCCACCAACCGCACGCUCGUGCUGCCCAAGGCCAGUCACAGCCGCCUCUCACUCGACCGCGCCCUGCCGCUGUGCACCUACUUCGACCUCUCUCGCCUCGACGCCCACUGGAUCUCACCAGAGCUCUUCCUGCUUCUUGCUAGGGUGGCUCUCAUCCCCCCUGUUUCUUCUGCUGCUGCACCUGCCGCCGGCCCUUCCGUGGCCUUUCUGCAUGUGCAGGCGAACCAAACAUGGCGCAGGCCCUUCAGUCAGCGGCCGCUGGUGGACAUGCUGAGUGAGCUGAUGGUGUAUGGCAUGGGCCACGCGCCGGCGAAGCACAACACUGUUGAUGUCUUGAUGCCGGCCAACAACAGUGCGAUUCUCCACAUGUUGUAUAAGUGGCGGCACACGGACGUGCUGGUGUGGGUGAAGAGCACGUUCCACCGGGUGCCCUUCCACCCUCCCACCAACGCCAUUUCUCUCCAGAUGCUUCCAUACAGCCAGGCGUGGCACGCCAUGGCGCAUCAAGCCAUGGCCCGCCUGCCCCCUCGGUACAUUGCAGUGCACUACCGAUCCGAGUUCAUCGCCUUCCACCUCGUGCACAAGCUAGCGCAACAAGGCCUGAAGGCGGAGGCAGGCGUGCUGGACGAGCUGAUGACAGGGUGCAUGGAGGCGGCACGCGACCUCAUCAACGGCAUGAAGCGCCGCCACCACAUCUCCGCCGUCUUCAUCGCCGCCGACGUGCCGCUUGAUGAGAGGGCGGGCAGCGUGGUGCGGUCGGACUCGUGGAAAGCCACCACGUGGAUGUUUGACCGGCAGGAGAGGGCGCUGCAGGCCCCGCGGGAGAAGCUGCGGUGGUUGAGGGAGCAGGUGGAGGGCACGGUGAUGGUGGACGAGCUGCUGCCCGCCAUCGACCAGUACGACCCCGGCAUCGUGGCCAUAGUGGACAAGCUGCUGUGUGCACAUGCCCACAUCUUCUUGGCUGGGUCCGUCAUAUGCGGAGGGACCCGUGGGUUUGAGGAGGACAUUACCAGCCACAGGGUUAACCUCAACAACACCUUUCUCCGCAGAUGGUUAUCACCGUCAACACACCUUCUACAGCAGUUGAAUUUGAGCUCCGCAGGUGUAGGGUGA